GCAACAGCUGUAGGGGAUGUACCUUAAAAAAUUUUGGGCGUGUUAGCGAGUCAAAGGAAAGCGAGAAAGGUAAAAGAAACUGGACAAAAAUGAGCACGAAAGACUGUAGCAAGUGAGCCAACAACCAUGGUGAGGAGCACACUCCAGACAACCCACUUCCUGACAUCAGGAGCCGGCAUGGGACGCCUGGCCAUAACCAAAAAGCUGGUGCUCUGGACGGUGCUGGUGUUGCAGGUGGGCUUCAUUGGCUGCAUUUGGCUGCUGCAGAUGGGCCGCAACCAGGAGUCGCAGCAGCGGAGUGCCCUGGACCAGAUUGGCGGCCGAGUGAACUUCAUAGCCAGCGACGGUGCAAGGAAAUCCCCCUUGGAAAGUGGAAUCCGCUGCGCUCGGCCGCAGGAAAAUGUCAAUCGCUACGACAGGGACUUUUACCAAAUGAAGCCGAACCAGGUGAACGAAUCCCACUUGCCAGACUACAACGUGCCCGCCUAUGUGGACGCCGAGAUGGGCCUGACCCCCGCUCUUUGGUGUUAUCGCGAGGGCACCAUAAACGAGAGCCUGCGACUCAAUGAUGUGGACUACUUGAUGUCUCCGCCGCAGUGCAAAUGUGAAAGCGGCUGGCACGGAAGGGAUUGCGGCCAACCUGAGAUCAUAUGGCGAACACUAAUGACCUCCAGUCGGGCCAGUAAACGAAGCGGCAGCACACCCUUGCAACUAAGCGAGGCCAGUUCCACUUCGCUGCACCGCCUGUUCUACAUGCUAGAAUUGGGGGCCUGGGACCACCUGAGUCUAGAGCUCUUGGAGUUGCAAAUCCGAGCCCUCUUAGAGGUGGUGGACUACUUCCUCAUAUACUAUGUGAGCAACGGCAGCAAGGAGCGGAGUCUGGAGAACAUGCUGGACAGCCGAAGCAACUACGCGCUGCUCCGCUGCUCUUCCGAGAGCGACUGCAGCAGCUCCAAGGCCUACAGUCACUUCCGGCGCCAGCUGUGGCAGCAGUGCGGCGUGCAAAUGCAAGCUCAGGACCUACUGCUCCACGGGGACAGUGGAACUGUCUAUGCGCCUGCGGCUCUCAAGUUUCUCAAGUACUAUGCCAAGGAUGUUCUUCCACUGAAAUUCCGUUUGAAAUACAACGUGUACGGAUUCUACUGGCAGCACCCGAAAAAGACCCUGCUGAAUGGGGUAAUCAGUUCCUUGGGGCACCUGCACAGUGCCCAACUGGACGCCCAACGACCGCAGCGGCUGGCGAGCAGCACGUUGGGCGACCUCAACCACUAUGGCGGAUGGAACUGCGAGUUGUGUCUGCCCCCCGAACAGAUUGUGCUCCUGCUGCAGAGCUCGAGCAAGCAAAAGUUACCUGUGAAGCUACCCAACGACACCCGAAAUGCGCACAUCGAUGCCACCUAUAUGCAGCUGUUGAUAGCCAAUGGAGGUCACAUCGAUGGCACCACCCAGUUGCUCCGGUUGCGAGAGCAGAGCGAAAAGUAUUUCGCUCCGGAGGAGGCACUAAUGCAUAGCAGCAAGUAUGGCGAGCUGUUAGUCAAUCUGUACGAUGCGGACGACCUAGAGGAUCUACAGGAGGAAGAGUAAUUACACCUGCCACAGUCUGACUUGGGCAUAGAUCUACGUAUAUUUAUAUAUUUAAAUGUGCCUGCUUUCAUCAUAUCUUAAUCUGCCUAAUCCACACAUGCACAUGCCCUUCUGUGUUUUUGGCCAAACGAAUUCAAAAUUUAGUAUCUCAGCAGACAGGACAGACAGACCCGCCAUCUGUGAUAAGAAAGCCACACCUAAACAAUGAAUUUAAGAAAGGGAACCGAAAUGAGCAACUGAGAGUGAUCUCAAAUGUGCUGCAAAUAAGUUGUGAAAUUUGGUUAAACAAAAUUUAACAUUAUUUUUAAGAUAUAUUAAGAAAAACACACAUGAUCUGUAUGAGAAAGCUUUCAAGACAUACUUUAAAUAAUAAUACAAAUUAUCAAAGGACAAACUAA
This is a messenger RNA of Drosophila rhopaloa, 1982 nucleotides long. RefSeq lists its product as uncharacterized. The transcript has a single exon. The record is from RefSeq and is a predicted model, not a curated record. NCBI's taxonomy places the organism in Eukaryota, Metazoa, Arthropoda, Insecta, Diptera, Drosophilidae. Gene Ontology annotation, cellular component: membrane. Bases 127 to 1584 code for a protein of 485 amino acids. Gene Ontology annotation, molecular function: beta-1,4-mannosylglycoprotein 4-beta-N-acetylglucosaminyltransferase activity. Gene Ontology annotation, biological process: N-acetylglucosamine metabolic process; protein N-linked glycosylation.